CAUCCUCACUCUUCACUUUUCAGUGCUUUUUGCACACUCCAUGCCUUCUGUGUCAAAAAUACAGCAAUACACGACCCAGCACUCCAUAACUGUGGCUGAGCUUGACAAAGAAAAAAGAAAAGAGAAGAAUCAGCAACUAAAACCGCUUUUUCUUUUUCUUCAUAUCUUUAAUGUCUGCCCUUUGAUCUCUGUUUCAUACUGGAAAAUUCUCUAUCUGUCUUUCUUCUCUCAUUUUCUCUUGUAUUUAAAUUGCAUGAUUUAACCGGAACCUUUAUUUUAGUUUGCUUCACCUCUGAGUUCCAGCCUUCCAGGUAUUGGAUUGAUCGUAAUCUGACCGUUCUGUAUUUCAUUAGAUCGAAUUUUGAGAUUGAGAUUGUUGAAGAGAUAUAAGGAGAAAUGGGUGUUCUUAUGGAAAUUGGGGUUCGGAUGAGGAGGUUUCUGGUCAUUUCAAUGAGAAGAAGUUAUAAAUCAGUUUGCAAUCAUCCAUUUCUCGCGGGUGUGGUGUGUUUUUUGUUAUUCCUGUACAGAUCAUUUCCAUUUUUGUUUUCCCUUUUGGUCUCUGCCACCCCUGUUGUAGUGUGCACUGCUGUUUUGCUUGGGACUCUUUUGAGUUUUGGGCAAUCAAACAUACCUGAAAUUGAAGAAGAAGAAGACGACGAGAAAGUUUCCCAUGAUAUUGCAUCUUUAAAAGCCGGAGUUAUAGGAGAGGAUAGUCUUGUUAGUAGAGAUGAGAGUCUUGUUGUAGAGAGAUUUAGUGGGGAGCAAGGUGAUAUAAUAGAGAAAUCUGAUGAAGAAACUAGUCCAUUGGAUAAUAGACUUGAUAAGGUUGAGGAAGAGGAUGGUUCAGUUGAUUAUAAUCUGCUAAUUAACAAGGGUUCAAGAGAAAUUCAGUUAGAGAUGCCGGCAACUAAAGAGGUGGAGGGAGAAUUCAGUGAUUUGCUGAACAAUAGGGGAACUCAACUUGAAGCACAGAUGGUUGUAAGCAUGCUGACUGACAGGGAGGAUCUUGAGCAUCAUUAUUCUUUAACUGCAAACAUCAAAGAUGAGAAUAUUCGUAUUGAUGAUGAUAGAUUUAUCGGAGAGUCUUCCGCUGCUUGCAUGGAAUAUCAGUGGGAUUCAUCACUGAAACCGACAAAAAAUGACAAUGAAGAGGAUACCAACUAUGACGAUGAAGAGGAUGAUGAUGAUGAUGAGUCUGGGUCUGAUGGAGCAGAGAGUUCCUCCCCAGAUGCUUCAAUGGCAGACAUCAUUUCAUUGCUUGAUGAGCUCCAUCCACUCUUAGAUGAGGAAGCUGCAGCUCGUGCUCAUUUGUCUCAUGAUGGAUCGGAUGCUGCUUCAGAGAGAUCUCAUAAAAGUGAUGAAAGCGGUGAAAAGUCAGAAGAUAUGGAAAAUCAGGCAGAAGAAGAUGACGGUGAAGAAGAAGAGGAAGAAGCAGCACAGGAAAGUAAGGAGGAUGGAAGCAAAUAUGCAAUCAAAUGGACAGAGGAUGACCAAAAGAACCUGACGGACUUGGGGACUUCAGAGCUUGAAAGGAACCAACGUUUGGAGAAACUCAUUGCUAGGAGAAGAGCUCGUAAAAAUUUGAGGGUGAUGGCUGAGAAGAAUCUCAUAGAUUUGGACAGUGAUGAUCUUCCUCUUAGUAUUCCACCCAUUGCGACAACAAGGCGCAACCCCUUUGAUAUCCCGUACGACUCCUAUGACAACGUUCCUGGAUCUGCUCCAUCAAUAUUGUUGCCAAGACGAAACCCUUUUGAUCUUCCUUAUGACUCAGGCGAGGAAAAGCCUGAUCUCAAGGAGGACAGUUUUCAACAAGAGUUCACAUCAAUGCAACCACGGGAAGCAAUUUUUAGAAGGCAUGAAAGUUUUAGUGUGGGGCCAUCAGUUUUAUGCGAUACCAGACAAGAGCGGCAAGAUUUCAAAUGGAGACCUUAUUUUGUACCAGAACGAUUUGCGACAGAUGGAGUAGGCUAUCCUUCAUUCCAACGGCAAUUAAGUGAAAUUAGUGAAUCUAAGAUAAGUUCUGUUCCUGAUACCGAAUCAGUGUCGUCAGCCAUGGAGGAUGAGGGAAAGAAGAACAAUGAAAACUAUUUUCCCCAAGAAAUUGUUGCAAUCUCCAACAUAGACCAUGCUUCUGUCCAGGUUGAACAUGGAAGUGAAUCAUCUGAAGUUGAUUCUGUGGAUAUUGAUCAAAUUGAGGGAUUAGAUGUUCUCCAUGAUGUUGAGGAAAUUACAUUGGGCGAUGUGGAAGGUCAUCAUGAGCUGGGGUCUAUCUUGUCUGAAGCAGAAAGGCUGGAUACUUCCAUAGGAGAAUUGUUAAGUCGCCAUGUAGUUGACUUGAGUAUACCAGAAGCAGGAGCGCCAGCUAUUCCUAUGGAUGUUGACACUAGUGAAAGUCAUUUGAAGACAGAGCCAAUUGAGGAGGAGUGCCGUAGUAGAUCGAGCCUAUCAUCGUUGUCAGAAGUAGAUGAAAGAAUAUCUGAUGUUAGAGAAGAAGGAUCAACAGGUUUGAAUCAAGCAUGCAAUCAUACUGGGGAAUCUGGCAUUUCAAGACAACUUUCACUUGAGGAGCCGAAGUUUCACUUUAUAAGUGGCGUAAUGGAUGAAAAUCAUUAUAGGGAGCCUGUUUAUGAUUCAAGUCCACCAGCAGUCGAUAAAUUCCACUCAUUUUCCUCAAUAUCCUCUGAUAUGCAAGCAGAGAUAUCUGAAAUGGGUUCACCUCCAGUCUUGGUUGAAUCUGCUGAGGGACACAAUAAAUUGCACGUUGAGAGCACUCAGACAGGUACUAGUGGUCAUGAAGAGGUGCUCGUAACCUCCGCACAAGUGCAUCUAAUGGAAGCAAAUGAAUCACGAUCAUCAGAAGUUUCAGAGGUUCAUGAGCACGAUGUCAAAAAGGAUGAGUCAUCAGGAGUCAAUACUAAUUGUGAUAAUGGGGAGGAAACUAUGGUGCCUGAAUCUGGGGUUGACCAUGUUAUAGUUGAUUCAGGGUCAUCUUCUGAUGGGUCAGAAGAUGAGUUUAUAAAUGCCAAAGAGAAUAACUAUUCUUAUGAACAGGAUCAAGUGAACUCAUCAAGUCUUCAGGAGGGAAUUCUCAUUGGGGUAAACCCAGGUGUAGGUGAAAAUUUGUAUUCCACGACUUCUAGUAAUCAUUUGACUUCAGUUGAUUUAACCAUGUUUUCACCACAUGAGCAACUGCCGUCACUGAUGGUUGAGCGUGUUUCGGUGGAUCUCAAUGUACCAUCUUGUGAGGCAGCAGCUGCUGAAGAACAUGCGGAAGCGAAAGAAACCCUUCAUCGUGAGGGGGAACAAGUCCGCUCAUCAUGUUCAUCGGAUAAUGAAGUGAUUGAUGAAGCCACGAUGCAUAAGGAUGAAAAUGUUCAGCCUCAUCUGGAUAAAUAUCUGUCACCAAGUUAUGAUUCUCAAAUCCAUGUUGAGGGCCAUCAAGAUGCAGGGCAGAAAGUGGAUGUCUUGGCUUCUAGUUACAUGCAAAUGCCUUCUGAUAAGCUAAAUUUGUCUGCAUCGGAGGAAUCAGAGCAUGUGAUGUCUGCAGUACAAGAACAUCUUCCCUCCUCAAACUCUGAUGCAAAAAUCCAUUCUGGUCUCGAUGAAGAUACAGAUCUGAUACUUCCGUCAUACUCGAAUCAUCUAAAUAUGCUUCCUGGCGAAAACCCUGUGGGUGAAUUGGAGAAACAGCCCUGGUCAGAUAAAUCUGUGGUUGAUCCAUUGAUUGAUGUUCAUGACCAACUCCCAGUAGUCCAGGAACAAUAUAAAGUCCCACUGGACUCUCCAAGGGAAGGAGAUGCCAUUAACAAUGAAAAUGUUCGGGAACUUCAUGAUCCCGUGGAUGAAGUUUCAAAAAAUGCCACUUCGAUGAUCUCAAAUUCCACCUCAGUCCCAUCUGGGAGUUCCAGUGACCAACCAUCCGCUGGUGUAGUGGAUUUGGAAGACAAGAUCAUGGACAACAUUGUAUAUGAGGAUGGUGGUCAUGUCUCAGAAGACCUUCAUUAUUCAAUGAAAGAAUUUGGGCAUCCUAAGGAGCAAAACAUCGCUGGGGAAGCAGAUGAUUUGAGGGACAUUGAUGAAGGAUUUUUGUCAGAAUUGGACAGAGUCGGGGACUUUAGAGUUGAGGAAGUUGGUGAGUCAAUCCAUGAUGAGCAAAUACCAAGAAAGUAGUCUUGGCAGUCACGAAUAUGAUUUGUUUUCCGAAGUCUCAGACCCGAGAUAUGCCUGCCAAGAGCUUCCAGUUCAUGAACUUAGAUUAACUGAGGACAUCGACCUAGCUUUCAAGGUACUGCAUGAAGGAACAUAUGUUAAAGAAGUCAUUCUUCCCAGUUUGGUUGAGGAUCAGCCGAUCAGGUUGUUGUUGACGGAUCUGAACAUCAUGUACAAUGAAUUCAGGUUUACCAUUUUUUUAGGCUAUAUCUGUGGAAGAUAUUGAUGCCGCUAUUAAGCAUGUCUCUGAAAGUAAUAUAGAAGGAAUGCCAAAACUGUUAAGUUCAAAGGAGGGAUCCGCAGAAGAAGGAAAUGAGCUGGGUCAUUACCAGCAGAUUGAAUCAACAGGCAUAGAAUCUGAUGUUCAAGAAAUUAAUGUGCUUGCUUCUAGUGAAACAAAACAUGAACUUGAUGGAACUUGUGGAACCUCUAGUUUGAGUAUACCAGAUAUAAGAGAUGAGAAGGAUGAACCUGAAAAGGCAAGUUCUAGUUUAAGCUCAAGUGAUUCUGAUUGAAGAUGAAUAUCAAAGGAGUGUUUUCCCCUCUCUGUUUCUUCCAUGGCAAUGGGUUUUUCUUUUUCUUUUCUUUUUUCCUGGUUUACUGGUGUGGACCGUGCGGUUAGAUAUGUGCUUUUAGCUUACUUCUUGAUUGAUUGACUGAUUUCAAGGAGUUUUGGUUUGCUUUCUUGAAGUGUGAUUACUUUUUAUUCAAUAAACACUUUGACAAAUA
This is a messenger RNA of Tripterygium wilfordii, 4938 nucleotides long. RefSeq names its product probable serine/threonine-protein kinase kinX. The transcript has 4 exons. Bases 397 to 4170 code for a protein of 1257 amino acids. Lineage: Eukaryota; Viridiplantae; Streptophyta; Magnoliopsida; Celastrales; Celastraceae. The record is from RefSeq and is a predicted model, not a curated record.